Molecule: messenger RNA, 777 nt
Organism: Paramecium pentaurelia
Lineage: Eukaryota; Ciliophora; Oligohymenophorea; Peniculida; Parameciidae
Source: the annotation of a GenBank genome assembly
UAUGUCAAGGAGUUUAAAUGAUGAUGACAAACCUACAAUUCCACUUCCUUAAGCUACAGAUUAAAAGAAACAAGAAAAACUAGCAUAUGAAAGAUAGAUGGCUAAAAUAACUUUAUUGAAAUAGACAGAAUAGAAAAAUUUACAUCUUGUAAAACGUAACUUGAUUUAGGCAGGCUAAGUUAUAUGAGAUGGCAGCAGACAAAAUUGAAAAUGGUAUCUUAGUGAAGAAGCAUUUGUAGGAAUUGGCAGAUGAGGCUAAAUAAAUAAAAGAUGAAAAAAUGAAAAGAAAAAAGUAACAAAUUGAAUCAAUAAAAAAAUGUGAAGAAGACUUCAUUAUUAAAAAAAAAGCAGCAUAAAAGUUAGGGUAUAAUCAAAUAUGCAAUUUUAGAGAUUCAAUGAAACAAUCUUAAGUCAAAGAAUACAAAAGUACAAUGAAAAUGACCUUAAGUAGAACAAGAGAUUGCAUACUUUAAGAGAACCAAAAGAUUAGAGAGGCAUUAUAUUAAGAAGAGAAAGAGAGGAAGAAAAAGAAGGAAGAAACUAAGAAAUUGGAUGAGAUGAAAUCAUAAUAAUUUUAUAAGGAGAGAGUUUCUUAUGAGAGAUUAAUAGAGGAGAAACUAAAAAAGUCAAGAGAAAAAUUGUUUAAGGAUGAAGAGACAUUGAAAGUUCGUUUAAAGGUAUGAUUAGUUGGCAUAAUUAGUAAACAUAAGAUAUGUUGAGUAAAUCUCAAAACAAAUUCAUGGAACUUCAAUCUUGGAGUGGACAGAAGAGAUGAGA